GUGGAUGGCUGGAGGAAGGGGUCGGGGUCAGGGGACGGCCCCUAGACGGAGGAAGGGCUCGGAGGUCUCGGCUGGCUCCGCGUGUCUGUUCCUGUGCUGGUCCCACAGCCUCUGGCUACCAGACGCUAGGGUUUACUGGACAGUGUCAGUUGUGGGGUUCAGAAGGUUUGCUGGGGUAUGAGAUCUGAGCCCAAUUUCUCUGUUGGGAUUUGAGGUUUAAGUAGCAAUCACCAUCAUGCUCAAAGCCGUGAUCUUGAUUGGAGGCCCUCAAAAGGGCACUCGCUUCAGGCCUUUGUCUUUUGAGGUGCCCAAACCACUGUUUCCUGUGGCAGGGGUCCCUAUGAUCCAGCACCAUAUCGAGUCCUGUGCCCAGGUCCCUGGGAUGCAGGAGAUUCUGCUCAUUGGCUUUUACCAACCCGAUGAGUCCCUUACCCAGUUCCUAGAAGCUGCCCAGCAGGAGUUUAACCUUCCAGUCAGGUACCUGCAGGAAUUUGCACCCCUGGGCACAGGAGGUGGUCUCUACCAUUUCCGGGACCAGAUUCUGGCUGGGAGCCCCGAGGCGUUCUUUGUGCUCAACGCUGACGUCUGCUCUGACUUCCCCUUGAAUGCUAUGUUGGAUGCCCACAGACGCCAGCCUCACCCUUUUUUACUCCUUGGCACAACGGCUAACAGGACACAAUCCCUCAACUAUGGCUGCAUUGUUGAGAAUCCAGAAACGCAUGAGGUCCUGCACUAUGUGGAGAAACCCAGCACAUUUAUUAGUGACAUCAUCAACUGCGGCAUCUAUCUCUUUUCCCCGGAAGCCCUGAAGCCUCUUCGGGAUGUGUUUCAGCGAAAUCAGCAAGAUAGGCAACUCUGCCUUGCUCUGGGGGAGGACUCUCCAGGCUUGUGGCCAGGGGCAGGUACCAUCCGCCUGGAGCAGGAUGUGUUCUCAGCCCUGGCAGGGCAGGGCCAGAUCUAUGUGCACCUCACCGAUGGUAUCUGGAGCCAGAUCAAGUCUGCAGGCUCAGCCCUCUAUGCCUCCCGCCUCUAUCUGAGCCGAUACCAGUUCACUCACCCAGAAAGGCUGGCGAAACACACUCCAGGGGGUCCACGAAUCCGAGGAAAUGUUUACAUCCACCCAACGGCUAAGGUGGCCCCAUCAGCUGUGCUGGGCCCCAAUGUCUCCAUCGGAAAGGGGGUGACCGUGGGCGAGGGUGUGAGGCUCCGAGAGAGCAUUGUCCUCCAUGGAGCCACGUUGCAGGAGCAUACGUGUGUCUUGCACAGCAUCGUGGGAUGGGGGAGCACUGUAGGACGCUGGGCCCGCGUGGAGGGUACCCCCAAUGACCCCAACCCCAAUGACCCCCGAGCCCGCAUGGACAGUGAGAGCCUCUUCAAGGAUGGGAAGCUGCUGCCUGCCAUCACCAUCCUGGGCUGCCGCGUCCGGAUCCCUGCCGAGGUGCUCAUCCUGAACUCAAUUGUUCUGCCACAUAAGGAGCUGAGCCGCAGCUUCACCAACCAGAUCAUCCUCUGAGGGGGUUGCCAGAAGGCCCCCCAAUGCCUAUCUGCUCCCCUUGAGGCUGCUGCCUGCUUGGCCAGCCUCUGUCCAGAAAGGACCAGAGGAAGCCAGGCAGGAUCUUCACCCAGCGGGAACAAUGUGGGUGGCCUGGGGGACUCCUGGCCUCCCUCCCCACUCCCUAAUAAACCCUGUGAACCUUAGAGCCA
Cynocephalus volans (Philippine flying lemur) is the source of this 1704-nucleotide messenger RNA. RefSeq names its product GDP-mannose pyrophosphorylase A (gene GMPPA). The record is from RefSeq and is a predicted model, not a curated record. Gene Ontology annotation, cellular component: cytoplasm. Gene Ontology annotation, biological process: biosynthetic process. NCBI's taxonomy places the organism in Eukaryota, Metazoa, Chordata, Mammalia, Dermoptera, Cynocephalidae. The transcript has 14 exons. Bases 236 to 1513 code for a protein of 425 amino acids. Gene Ontology annotation, molecular function: transferase activity.